AUGAUGCGAGACAUAUUUUCUAGAAAGGUCGCGGGUGUGAUCGCGAUCCUUGCCGCCGAUGUUGACGCCUUUUGGCGUCUGCCCUGUUCGUCUCCGGUCAUGGUCGAGCGAGCCGAUCCCAUCAUGGAUCCAGGAGUUAUUUCGACUCACGCACACACAGUGAUGGGGUCUAAUUUAUUCAACUUCUCUAUGACAUAUGUCAAUACGCAGACCGCGACAUGUUCGACUUGUAAAAUCAAGCAGGAUCAAUCGAGCUACUGGGUUCCUACUCUCUACUAUCACGCCGAGAAUGGUAGCUUCAUCUCGAGGCAAGACGAGAAAGACCCCGAAUUCAAUCAAGGUCUUAUCCCAUUUCCCAAAGACUUCCGAAUGAUAGCUGGCAAUCCAAUGAACAGGAACCUUUCAAACUCGAUCGAACAAUCCGCCGUGUCGUUUGUGUGCCUUGGCAUCACCGAACCGGCCACCCCUGAACUACCGAGACACAAUUGCCCCAAUGGCCUGCGCACCCAAUUGAUAUUUCCUUCCUGUUGGAACGGGAAGGAUCUCGACACGCCAGACCACAAAAGCCAUAUGGCAUACCCGACUGGAACUGACAGCGGCGCUUGUCCGAGCGCGCACCCGAAGCGCUUCAUCACCAUUUUCUACGAAGUCACUUGGGACAUUGACGACUUCAAAGACUCAUGGUAUGGCAACAAACAGCCGUUUGUGUUCUCACACGGCGAUCCUGACGGUCACGGGUACCACGGCGACUUUUUGAACGGCUGGGAUGUUGACGUGCUGCAAAAAGCCAUCACCGUAUGCACAGAUGAUAGUGGAGCCAUUGAGAAGUGCGGCGUCUUCGAUCUUCGCACCGAUGAGGAUAUGGCUGCUUGCAAGGUCCUACCUCGUGUCAAGGAGGACGUGGCCGAUGGCGUGCUAGCUGCACUACCAGGGUGCAAUCCAAUUCAAGCUGGCCCAGAGGAAGCGGCCCUAUAUCAAAACUGCGGAGCAGUCAACGAGAUCGGCAACCCCGUGCUUCCUUUUACCGAUAUGUCGCAGACUCUGAAAUGGGGGUACAUAGGUUGCGUCAAAGAUCCGGCUGGCCAAUCUCGCACCCUAGAUGGUGCUCAGCAGGACAAGCCAGACAUGACGGUGGACGCAUGUAUCAAGUACUGCGACGACGCUGGCUAUACCUAUUCCGGGCUUGAGUACAAGACACAGUGCUUCUGUGGAAACUCUAUUGCUGCCGAGAGGAUGCCAGCGAAUGGAACAAUGGGUCGGUGUGAAUACAACUAUGGCGGUAAUGCGAAGCAAAUCUGUGGUGGUUAUGGUCAAGCGUCGGUGUAUCAGAAAUGCGGUUCAGAUUCUUGUCAAAACGCAAACUUGAAAAGCGAAUUUUGGAACGCACAUAUGCUCAAAGUAGCUUGA
Truncatella angustata is the source of this 1407-nucleotide messenger RNA. RefSeq names its product WSC domain-containing protein. The transcript is spliced from 4 exons. The record is from RefSeq and is a predicted model, not a curated record. Bases 1 to 1407 code for a protein of 468 amino acids. Lineage: Eukaryota; Fungi; Ascomycota; Sordariomycetes; Amphisphaeriales; Sporocadaceae.